CAGGCUAACGAUGACCUGGAGAGAUCCAAGAGGGCGACCAUCAUGUCUCUGGAGGACUUUGAACAGAGGAUGAACCACGUGAUAGAGAGGAAUGCCUUCCUGGAGAGCGAGCUGGAUGAGAAGGAGAACCUACUGGAGUCCGUUCAGAGACUGAAGGAUGAAGCCAGAGAUCUAAGACAGGAGUUGGCUGUCCAACAGAAGCAGGAAAGACGACCGUCCUUCGCUGUCACCAAAGACUCUUCCUCAGACAAGACUGAGGACAAAACAUCCCUCCAUACCUCCCAUUCAUCAACACGACCGCCUCAUCCCUCCAUACCGCCCCUCCUCCUGCUCUCCUCCAUCCCUCCUCUCCACGCCCUCCAGACCCCCCACCCCUCAGCAAGCCCCUUCACCACCCCCCCACCCUCUUACAGCAGAGGCGAUGGCCUAUCGGGUGCUCCUCUCACCACGUCGACACGUAUCUCAGCUCUCAACAUCGUAGGAGAACUGCUGAGGAAAGUCGGGAACCUGGAGUCUAAACUAGCGUCCUGUAGGGAGUUUGUCUAUGAACAGUCUCCUGGUCGCAGUACCCUCUCUGGAGGACAGGGGCGCCACCCAUCCAGAAGGCACUUCUUCUCUGACACACCGUCCACCACCAACGGACUCUACGAGAAGG
Oncorhynchus nerka (sockeye salmon) is the source of this 655-nucleotide messenger RNA. Its product is annotated as nuclear distribution protein nudE homolog 1-like. Gene Ontology annotation, molecular function: microtubule binding. The transcript is spliced from 5 exons. The annotation marks the transcript as partial. The record is from RefSeq and is a predicted model, not a curated record. NCBI's taxonomy places the organism in Eukaryota, Metazoa, Chordata, Actinopteri, Salmoniformes, Salmonidae. Gene Ontology annotation, biological process: mitotic centrosome separation; establishment of mitotic spindle orientation; cell migration. Gene Ontology annotation, cellular component: centrosome; kinetochore; kinesin complex.